GGGAGGGAUUGACUUUACAUAAGCAAAGGCUGUGCCGCCAAUACUUCUAGUCCUGUUACUCUGAAGAACAAAAUGGGCCUGGAGCUGUACUUGAAUCUCCACUCUCAGCCCUGCCGAGCUGUCUACAUUUUUGCCAAGAAGAACAACAUUGCAUUUGAGUUUAAGUUUAUUGAUCUUUCAACAGGUCAGCAGCUCAGUGAGGAAUUUGGAAAAGUUAAUGCUCUGCAACUGGUGCCAGCGAUAAAGGAUGGAGACUUCACCCUGGGCGAGAGUGUGGCGAUUCUGAAAUAUCUGGCAUGUAAAUACCAAGUCCCUGACCACUGGUACCCGGCCGACCUCCAGAAACGGGCUCGAGUGGAUGAAUAUCUAGCUUGGCAGCACACCACCAUUCGGUAUCAGGGAUCCAGGAUUUUCAUGUUCAGGAGCCUGUUGCCAGCUUUAACUGGGCAGCCAAUUCCCAAGGAUAGAAUGGAUGAAGCCCUGGAGGAUCUGCGAAAAUCAAUCCAGAUCUUUGAAGACAAGUUCCUUCAGGACAAACUGUACAUCGCAGGAGAGAAAGUGUCCCUAGCGGACCUGGUCGCUCUCGUUGAACUGAUGCAGCCUCUAGGUUCUGGAUUCGAUCCCUUGGAAGGUCGACCCAAACUGAUCGAAUGGCGUGAGCGAGUCAAGGGUGAUGUGGGCAAAGAGUUAUUCAAUGAGGCCCAUGAGAAGGUGAUGAAGAAUACGGAUUUGACAAAUGCUUUAGACCGUAACUCUCCUACACUGCAACAACUUGCACAAAAGCUGCAGAAAAAAUACAAGUAAAGGAAUGAGUUAGUAAGCCCCAGUGUCUGAGGUGUUUGCUAACUGCAGCUUGGCCUGGUAUGUUCCAAUAUCUCCUAGAAUCAAAUAAACUGCCAGGAAUGAUAAGAA
Molecule: messenger RNA, 912 nt
Organism: Carcharodon carcharias (great white shark)
Lineage: Eukaryota; Metazoa; Chordata; Chondrichthyes; Lamniformes; Lamnidae
Product: glutathione S-transferase theta-1-like
Exons: 5
Coding region: 73-804 (243 amino acids)
Biological process (GO): glutathione metabolic process
Cellular component (GO): cytoplasm
Molecular function (GO): glutathione transferase activity
Source: RefSeq, a predicted model, not a curated record